Molecule: messenger RNA, 996 nt
Organism: Emiliania huxleyi CCMP1516
Lineage: Eukaryota; Haptophyta; Isochrysidales; Noelaerhabdaceae
Exons: 1
Coding region: 1-996 (331 amino acids)
Source: RefSeq, a predicted model, not a curated record
AUGCUGAGCCGUCUGGGCCAGCGGCUGCGUGCAGUGCCAGCUGACCGCUUUGUUCACGUCGGCAACGGGCUCGCGGUUUGUGCGUCAAUGUCAGAUGACAUGAUCCAGCUGCGCUCCUUCAUGAUUGGUGCCACGUGCUGCAACAUGGCCUUCAACCUGCUACAAUCACCACCACUCUUGACGCCCUGCUACUGGGGCACCUUCUUCAUCGCGGUGCACAGCGGCAUGAUCGCCAAGACGCUGCGCGAGAAGAGGCCCAUCGAGAUGAGCGAGCGGGAGAGCGAAGCGUACGAGCGGGCCUUUCUGCCGCAUGGCUGGACUCCCCGACUCUUUCUCGCUCUUCUGGCUGGCUCGAACGGCGAAUUCGUGCAAGUCGACGCCAACGGCCCUGCGCUGGCACAGCAGGGCGAGCCCCGGCGAUUCUUGCACCUGAUCACCAGUGGGCCGGGCGCGUGCGUCGUCCUGCAUCGGGAAGAAGGGGCUGAGGAAGCGAUCAUUUCACGCAUCAAGGCAGCAGACCUGGCGAGAGACGGCUUGUGGGUGGGUGACUGCGUGGACCUCGAACGGGAGCCGGAGGCGCCUGAGACUCGUCCGACCUGGAGUGCGACGGUGCGGUCCGACGGAGGGUCGCUCGAAGGCCUUCGCUUUGACGCCGACCUCUUCCACGAUACUGUGAACUCCCUCGGUGACAAGGCCGUGCAAGCCGCGGAGAAUAUGCAGAUCGCGGCGUUGCGCAAGGAGCGAAAAUACGGUGCCGAGUGGCAGGCGCGGAUGAGAGCAAGCAAUCGCGAGAGGGCACGCGCACUCGAGCAGAAGCACCUCCGGGACCUCGCAGAGGCCCAGUAUCGGGCGAUGGUUGCCCUGGCUGUGGCGGACGGCUGGGUGGCUGUGCAGGAACGCGAUGCCUGCCUCCGCUUCCGCGAAGCUCAUGGCAUCACUCAGGAGCAGCACGACGAGGCACUCCGUGACGUCGACUGGGUCGGGCGGCCGUUCUGA